AUGCAAUCCGAGGCGAGUUACGCAGAAAUCCAAAACAACUUUCCUGGACUCCCGCCUUUCCCAGAUGAUGUCCCCACCGCGCCUCUAUUGCGGCUCUCCCUAAAAAAGCUAUUAGCGGGAGACUCGACGGAGUGUGAGCGAGUUUUUCAAACUUGUGUUGAGAUCGGAUUCUUCUAUCUCGAUCUUCAAGACUCAGAGCAAGGAGUCUCUUUGCUGAGUGAUGCUGAUAAGCUAUUCAUUGUUGGGGAGAAGCUUUUCGACAUUAGCCUUGAGGAAAAGAAGCGCUAUGAUUUCAGUGCUCAAAAUUCAUAUUUUGGAUACAAAGGGCGGGGAGUUUCCAUUGUCGAUAAGGACGGCAACUUGGAUCGAAAUGAGUUUUAUAAUACUUCCAAGGACGAUAUCUUGGGAAUCGGCGAUCCUCUCCCGGCACCUGACGUCUUGAAUCAAAGCCGAGGACAGCAGGCAUCGUUCAUGCGGGGCUCCCAUGGGAUCGUGUCUCUUAUUUUGAACAUCCUCAAUGACAAACUCGGCUUGGCAGAGGGUACACUUUCCAGCAUUCAUCGAUUGCAAGCUGUUGGUGGCGACCAAGUACGGUUCAUCAAAGCACCACCUCAACCGAUCGACGACCGUCGCACCGCUCUAGGACAACAUACUGACUUCGGAAGUGUCACUGUGCUUUUUAACAGACUUGGUGGGCUUCAAGUUCUUCCUCCGGGCGCUGAUGCAGAUUGGGUGUAUGUGCGGCCGCUGCCAGGACACGCGAUUAUUAAUCUUGGGGAUGCCAUGGUGAAAUUUACAAAUGGCCUGUUGCGUUCCAACAUCCACCGUGUCACUGCACCGCCAGGGAUUCAAGGUGACUCAACGCGAUAUAGUCUGGUGUACUUUGCUCGACCGGAAGACAGUGUUAUGCUGCGACGAUUAGAUGGCUCGGAUAUCAUUCCUCCAAUCAAACAGGGUCAGAUUGAAGAGGAAAUCAAUAGCAGGGAUUGGAUUAUUCGUCGAGCUCUUGGCCGUCGAGUGGAUCUUGGUAAAGAGAUUGAUUAUGAGAAAUCUGCUGGCACAGAGCAGAUGAGUCGACGAAUCGUGGUCUAG
Molecule: messenger RNA, 1092 nt
Organism: Penicillium maclennaniae
Lineage: Eukaryota; Fungi; Ascomycota; Eurotiomycetes; Eurotiales; Aspergillaceae
Product: putative oxidoreductase, 2OG-Fe(II) oxygenase family
Exons: 2
Coding region: 1-1092 (363 amino acids)
Molecular function (GO): dioxygenase activity
Source: RefSeq, a predicted model, not a curated record